Messenger RNA from Adineta steineri, 270 nucleotides. Lineage: Eukaryota; Metazoa; Rotifera; Eurotatoria; Adinetida; Adinetidae. The record is from the annotation of a GenBank genome assembly.
AUGAUCAUUAAUCAAUUCAUUUCUUUUCUAUUUAUUAUUUUAUUGAUAUCUACUGGAUUAAAUACUGAUGAUAUCGAUAGUUCAGAUGAUGAUGAUAACAGUCUUAUGCGUUUACGACGUCAAGUAAAAAAAUUUGCAUAUGCAGAUCCAUGUGAAAUUGAAUGUGUAACUAAACAAAUUCGUACUAAAAUACCUAUAAAAAUUCUAGCUAAAAAAUGCAAAGAUCAAUGCAAAGAUACAAAAAAAUUUAAACCCGCGAUUUAUUAUUAA